Messenger RNA from Bipolaris maydis ATCC 48331, 1308 nucleotides. NCBI's taxonomy places the organism in Eukaryota, Fungi, Ascomycota, Dothideomycetes, Pleosporales, Pleosporaceae. The record is from RefSeq and is a predicted model, not a curated record.
AUGAGACCAUCGCAGUGUGGACUGUUGGCAGCUCUGUCCCUCGAACGUCAUGAUGCUUCAGACACACCACCUUUCCACCAAGACGAUGCGGACAGACGAUUAUUCUUUAAUGUCACAACCCCUUCAAGCAUCUUCAUUUGUGGCUCACAGGGGUCAGGAAAGAGCCAUACGUUAUCUUGUUUGCUGGAGAACUGUUUGGCAGACUCGGAUGCGACAAUACUACCAAGGCCUCUUUCAGCAUUAUUGUUUCAUUACGACACCUUCAUAUCGGACGAUGGUGGAUCACCUUGCGAGGCAGCAUUCCUAGCGUCGUUGUCUGGGGUUCAGGUGAGAGUUGUGUGUGCUCCAACCAACAUACGCACGAUCCAGAGAACCUAUCAGCAUCUGAAUGUCAAUGUGGAACCACUCCAAAUCGACAGCUAUGACCUCAACACAAAACGCAUCCUAGAUCUUAUGGCCGUCAAACCAGAAGAAGGGAGUAUUCCUCUCUAUGUUCACACGGUCACUCGCAUACUGAGAGAAAUGCGCAUGUCUCAACAAGCGACUGGCGCACGAUUCGACUACCAGACAUUCAAAGCAGAGAUUUUGGCGGCAGAUCUUUCGCCAGCUCAACUUGCACCCCUUAGCCAGCGCCUUGCUAUGCUUGAGAGCUUUAUGCCACCUAUGGGAGACAUGAGAAAGGAGGAAAAACAACAAAGCCACAAAGGUACGAUCUGGACAAAUCAGCCUGGCUUACUAACAAUAGUCGAUCUCUCCUGCCCUUGCGUUUCGCCAGAGACUGCUUGCUCGCUAUUCAACAUAUGCCUAAGCUUGUUUCUCGAACAAAAGAUAGUCUGCGGCCGUGUCAUUGCUCUCGACGAGGCCCAUAAGUACAUGACCAGCUCUCCCGAAUCCUCCGUCCUCACCCAUUCCCUCCUAUCAACCGUGCGGCUUCAACGCCACCUCGGAGCACGCAUAUUCGUGUCUACGCAAGAACCAACCAUAGCACCGGCCUUUCUCGAUCUCUGCACGGUAACCAUCAUACACCGCUUUUCCUCGCCUGCCUGGCUGCAUGCCCUCGACGCCCACAUCGCACUCAUGCAGCAACAACCGCCCGAAUCGGACUCGGCUGCUCAGCGCGACGGCCAAAUCUUCAGGAAGAUUAUCAAACUCGAACCGGGACAGGCACUCGUGUUUGCGCCUAGCGCAAUGGCAGCGAUAGGUGAUGUGGAUGGUUCCGACCAGGAUGGCUCAAUGGGGUUUUACUUGCAGGUUAGGGUCAGAUCGAGACUCUCAGACGAUGGUGGAUGUAGCGUACUUGCUGGUUAA